ACUCGACAGAACUGAUUUUGAUUCAAGGAUUUUUCCCUUCAUUUGACUGUCCUCUUUCCCAUAGCAACGCCUCCCUGCACGUUUCAAACGGAGGCUCUUGACCCCAAAUUAAGAGAGCAAAUCUUGGAGGCGCUAAAGUCGUCAUAGCCUGAAAACCCCCACCACAAAAAAUCCUAAUCUUCCCCGCCGCUGAUAGCCUGCUGAAGGCAGCCAGACGCACCAUCUCGAAUCAACUACAACUUCACAUUCGAAUUCGACAUCAUGGUGUCUGCUUCAAAGGCCGCUCGCGAUGCCAAGAGAGCCGCUGAAGGGAAGGCUCCCAAGAAGACCGUCGCCUCCCGCUCAAAGGCAGGGUCGAAGACCGCUUCGGGCGCCUCCUCUGUCGCUGGCGAUGAGACCCCCCCUCUCGAUCAGGAUGUCGACGAGCCUGCGACCUCCGCAAAGAAGAUGGACGAAGUCAAGAGAUUAGCCGAUCAAAUGGACAAGCAUGGUCUCUCCGACCGUGUCACGACGGGUGUGCUCAGCUCGCUGAAGCAGAGCCGAGAUGUCAAGAUCACCUCAGUCUCCCUGGUUUUCCACGGUCGAGUCCUCAUCACAGACACUACGCUUGAACUUACCUAUGGCCGUCGAUACGGUCUCCUCGGAGAGAACGGUUGCGGAAAGUCUACGCUCCUCAAGGCUAUCGACAAGCGCGAAUUCCCGAUCCCAGACCACGUCGAUAUCUAUCUCCUCAACGAGGGUGCGCCACCCAGUGAUCUCGGUGCUUUGGAGUGGGUCGUGAGGGAGGCAGAAAACGAGAUGGAGAGACUUGACAAAGAGGCUGAGCGGAUUCUGGAAGAGGAUGGCCCUGAAAGCCCUCUCCUCAUGGAUCUGUAUGAGCGUAUGGAAACUAUGGAUCCCUCAACAUUUGCUACUCGCGCUUCCCUCAUUCUUACUGGUCUCGGAUUUAACAAAACAACGAUUCAAAAGAAAACAAAGGACAUGUCCGGUGGAUGGCGUAUGCGUGUGGCUUUGGCCAAAGCUCUCUUCGUCAAGCCAUCUCUCCUCCUGCUUGACGACCCCACUGCACAUUUGGAUUUGGAGGCUUGCGUGUGGCUCGAAGAAUACCUCAAGAAAUGGGAUCGUACCCUCGUUCUCGUUUCCCACAGUAUGGAUUUCCUCAACGGUGUCUGCUCCAACAUGAUCGACAUGCGACAAAAGAAGCUUAUCUACUAUGGUGGAAACUACGAUUCUUACUCGAAGACCCGAUACGAACAAGAGGUCAACCAAAAUAAAGCCUACCAGAAGCAGCAAGACGAAAUUGUUCACAUCAAGAAGUUCAUUGCCUCCGCCGGUACAUAUGCCAACUUGGUCAGACAAGCCAAAUCUCGACAAAAGAUUUUGGACAAGAUGGAGGCAGAUGGCUUCAUUCAACCAGUCGAGAGUGAUCGCGUCUUCACGUUCCGAUUUGCUGAUGUUGAGAAACUUCCCCCGCCAGUUUUGUCUUUCGACGACGUUACUUUCUCGUACUCCGGCAACAGCAAGGACGAUCUCUACAGACAUCUGGAUCUCGGUGUGGAUAUGGAUUCUCGAACAGCUUUGGUCGGACCUAAUGGCGUUGGAAAGUCAACCUUACUUCGCUUGAUGACCGGAAAGCUCUCCCCAACUGGUGGACAAGUCUCUCGGCACACUCACUUGAAGAUGGGUGUCUACUCUCAACACUCGUCAGAGCAGUUGGAUCUCACUAAGUCUGCUCUGGACUUUGUUAGAGACAAGUAUGCCGACAAGAGUCAGGAUUACCAGUAUUGGCGCCAACAACUUGGCAAGUAUGGUCUUUCCGGAGAGUCUCAGACAGCUUUGAUGGGCACGUUGUCUGAAGGCCAAAAGUCGAGAAUUGUCUUUGCCUUGUUGGCAAUUGAUGGACCGAAUAUGCUGCUGUUGGACGAGCCUACCAAUGGUUUGGAUAUCCCCACCAUCGACAGUUUGGCGGAAGCUAUCAAAGCGUUCACUGGAGGUGUUGUUGUUGUGUCUCACGAUUUCAGAUUGCUCGACAAGAUUGCAAAGGAUAUUCUGGUGUGUGAGAACAAGACCAUCCAUAGGUGGGACGGCAGCAUUGGAGAGUACAAGAAUCAUUUGAGGAAGAAGAUGGUGUCGACGGGUGCAGUCUAGACGGGUAUCAUUGAGGCCAAACUAAAAAGUUGAUGCAUUAUUGGCGAAGUUGGUGGGUAUUGCAUAUACCUCGGCGGUGGUACCUUGGAUGCUGAUGACUUCGAGGGGCUGGGAGGAAGCAUUACUACUGCCGCGAGAUGAGUUGCUGAUGGUGGGAAUAGACUGUUGUGCUUUAGAGGCGUUGCGCCCUUGAAUUGAUGUUUUGAAAUAGCUCUUGGGUUUUGUGAUCUGUAAUGCCGUGUGACGUUUAUCUCAGCGCUUUACGAGCGAUGCGGAAAUUCGGACAGCUUUUGAUGCUAUUUCCAUUUAUUGGCAAUCCAGGGCUUUACAGGCCUCCAAUGCGGCGGGAAACGAUGAGCUCUCGGCUCGACAACUUCCGCCGGGGCGUGCGAGAGGAAACCCAUCGAAAUAGGGGCAUGCGGGUUUUGCACAAAGAUGACCUUGCAGGGCUGAUGUCACGACAUGGAAGGAGCGAGCAAUUCCACAAUUCACAUUCCGG
Molecule: messenger RNA, 2647 nt
Organism: Hyaloscypha bicolor E
Lineage: Eukaryota; Fungi; Ascomycota; Leotiomycetes; Helotiales; Hyaloscyphaceae
Product: putative ABC transporter ATP-binding protein ARB1
Exons: 3
Coding region: 262-2148 (628 amino acids)
Molecular function (GO): ATP binding; ATP hydrolysis activity
Source: RefSeq, a predicted model, not a curated record